CGCUGCCAGUGGAAUGCGGCCACUAUUUGCCCCUGUUUCUGCCGCACCUGCUUCUGCCGCACCUGCUUCUGCCGCACCUGCUUCUGCCGCACCUGCUUCUGCCGCACCUGCUUCUACCGGUGGAUUAUUCGGAACUGGCUCGUCCAGCCCGGCUUCUGCUUCUGCUCCCGCCGGCCCGAUCCAGGCCUUCCUGGGUAAUGCGGGUGGUGGGCCUUUCGCUGGCAC
Molecule: messenger RNA, 225 nt
Organism: Gregarina niphandrodes
Lineage: Eukaryota; Apicomplexa; Conoidasida; Eugregarinorida; Gregarinidae
Exons: 1
Source: RefSeq, a predicted model, not a curated record